Chelonoidis abingdonii (Abingdon island giant tortoise) is the source of this 3129-nucleotide messenger RNA. Lineage: Eukaryota; Metazoa; Chordata; Testudines; Testudinidae. The record is from RefSeq and is a predicted model, not a curated record.
GCCCCGCCUCCAGCACGCGAAGCAGCCAUGGCGCCGGGCGGGCAGGCGGGAGGCAGCGGCAGCCCCGGGUCCCCCCGCGAGGGGCUGCGGGACUGGAUCCGGAGCGCCUGCCGAUUCGCCGCCGACAGGAGCGACUUCCGCAGAAACCUCAUAGUUAACCUGGGGCUUUUUGCUGCUGGAGUCUGGGUAGCCCGAAACUUGACAGACAUUGAUUUGAUGCCUCCUCAGCCAGUUGCAUAGCAGUGCCAGUGAGUACCUGACAUUGUGAAGACGUGAAUCAGGUGUACCUGCAUCAAGUCUGAAGAGCUUCUCGUUCCAGUGUGACAGGAUGACCAAAAUGAUGAUCAGAAGAGUUGUGUGGUGUUUGUUGCUUUUAUUCUCGGUAACUAAAAGUUCAGCAGCUCUAAAAUUGUAUUUUAAUUCAAGCAUACUAUCAUUCCGCAAUGAACAGAAGCCAUUUAACUCAUGAGAUGUUAGUUGUAUGUUCAGUUCACCCCACUGAGCUCAAUGUAUAUUAAUCAGUUAUAUUUUCAAGACUUGCAAAGCUGUUUCAUAUUGAGUUUAAUUCUGUACCAUGUCUAGAAGAUUCUCAUUAAAUUAUCAUAAAAUGUUUGAAAUGAUGACAUUCUACUGCACUGGAAUUUUAUUCUUUUAAUAGGAAACUUCAGCUUACAAAACAAGGUGUAAAAAAGAGUAAAGAUUUACAAAAAUCAUAAAAACAUGAUUCAUAUUUCACACCCAAGAGAGAAAGGAACGAGUCCCAAUCCUGUGUUGUAAGCAGGGCUUGUCAGCUAUUUAUUCAAAGGGAAAACAAUUUUUUAAAAAGCCCUAGGUAAACUCUAACCACCAUAAAUGUACACGGAUAAAUGUUCAGACAGGAUAAAGCUGGUGCAUUUCUUUUAUCUUAGAGGAAUUAUGAUUGUAUGUUAUACUUGGGGAAGAAGCUGUUUGGUGUUGCAUAGCAUUUUAGUGCCUUGGACUGGUUCUGCUAGUUGCCACCAUUAAGUUGUUAGAAUCCAGCUGAUAGUGGGAAGGCUAUUCCAUGGGAGGUGAAAGUGAUGAUAUGGAGGACAGGCUCAGAAGCACCACUACUUUCUAGCAUUGUUGUGCUACAGCUACACAAACAGUAGCACACGUUCCAGCCCUGAGCAUUUUGCAGCACCACUGCAGCAUGGCUUCAGAUCCUUUGGAAUUUUAUGCAUGAGUUCAUCUAUUACUUUGUGUUCAAAGGAGUCCUACAUAGCACUGCCUACAGAUUUAGGGUUCUGUUUGGUUUUUCUGGUGAGGGCCCUUAAGAGCAGAUGGAGGAUAAGUCAAUUUCAGCUUUAUCGAGUAGUAAGUUAAUUGGAAAUAAUUUCUGCUUAAAUUUUCAGAACAAGUAUUCUCAUUGUGAACUUAAAGCUCACUAUACUGGAGACACAUCCUCUUCCCACAAAAUAAAAAGGGGCCUACGAAGAACAUUGAAUAGAUAGAUGGAUUUAAACUUGAUUCUUAAAGGUUUUUGACUUAACACCCUAACUUCUUCCUAGGACUUGGGUUCAAACAGGGGCCAGGUUAUGCAGUUCUAGGUGCAUAAUUCUGUCAUGUUAAGUUACUGGAUGUUGUCUUCAGAGGCCUUUGACUGAAAUAGAGCUCGUUUAACUUACAUAAGAUUAGGAGCUGUCCUUCACCAAUACAUCUGUGCACUGAGCUGGCCUGACAGCUGAGAAUCCGACUAUUUCUGGUAGCACGGACCAGCUAUCACUUAUUAAAGUCCUUGCAGCUAAGACAGCCUUGUUAAUUACCAGAGCAUGGUGUGUAUCAGCAUAUGUAAUUAUUGAUCAGGUAGCAGAAACCUGUAGUACAGCUACACAUAGCUUUGACUUAAAGCCCUCACAAAAGUCACUGAAAAGCCAACAACCUGGCCAAGUUUUUCUCUCUCCCCCGCCCCUCUUCACACUUUGGGUUUCUCACUCUAAAAAGCAAAAGAAACAUCCAUCCUUCAUUUCUGCUUUCAAGAGAAUGUUUAGUGUUAAAAGAAAACUCUGUUCUUUCCAGCCUUUGCAAAGAACAGCAGCCUUCCACGGAUCACCAAGCACUUGGCUGCGGGAACAGUGUUACUUUAUAAUGGGAUUUUCAAAAGUACUUGGCCCUGGUCUAACUGCUUCUAUCAAAGUCAAUGGUGUAAUUCCUAUUGAUUUAAUGGGAGAAGAAUUAGGCCAAUCCAAGGGCUCUUCAAAAUCCUAACCUUAAUCACUAUUCCAUAAAGAAGCUUGGAAAUCCACAAUCAGAAAUUGUAAACUAAGUUUAGCUGUUAUGUGAACAUUUGUUUAAAUCAGAUUUUAAAACAUGAAGAAAGGGAAGACUAUUGGAAAAAUAUUGAGGGGGACUUUAUUUUGGGCAAACAACUAACUUUUAUAACUUGUUUUUCCUCUCAUAUGAACUCCCUCUUUAAUGGGGACUAAUAGUUAUGGCACUGAGUAAGUGUUUCCCCUGGAAUUUGUAAAUGCUUAUAUAAAGCCAAGUUAAAAUGGGUCAGUUCUGCUUCACACCUUGGGCUCCUCAUGGUGCCAGCAUCAAGGCCACUUUUGAUUGCCCCUCAAACACUUACACAAAGUUGAGUUGCCACACAUUUUUGUGAGGUUUAUUUGAGGCCGGAGGAAAUCUGUACCUAUGUGAACUUUAAUUACUGGGCCAAAAGAUACUGUCAAGUGGUAAGGGCUUUCUAAGAAGAUUAGGCAAGAGUGUAUACAGUUGUAGCCUUGCCAGACCAGCAGUACUGAGUUAGACAGACUUAAGGCAACAUUACUUAUCCAGUCAGAAAGGUGCCAAGAUGUAUCUAGGCAACUGUUUAAGUUAAGGGGCAGAUUCUAGACUAGAGUGCAGCAAAAGUCAUUCACCUAAGGCUCUAGCUUGUCUCUUUUGAUAAGAUACAUUCUUAGGCCUUGUCUACACACAAGAGUUGUUGUAGUUUAACUGUAGCGGUAUAGCUAAAGUGGUACAAUCCCCGCUCCUCUCUAGUGUGGCUGCUGUUAUACUGAUAUGUAUGUAUACCACUGCAGCUUAUUCCACAAAUGAGAAAGGGAAUAAGCCAUACUGGUGUAAGCACCACCCCCGCCCCCCCAUAGGUAGGAAGUCAUAUCACUUUUU